GACAUGUGACAACAAUGUGCCACUGAACGCACCACGUCCACCUUCAACUUGACUUAAAGCCAUGCUGAACUUGCUCUGCGCGCACCUCUAAACACCUACCUGUGUUUCCGUCUCCAUAAUAGAAUGAGCACCGUGCGUCUGCGCGCACCCGCGCCUUCUAGAUUGAAGGACGUUGGGAAAAAAUGGGCGUUCCGGGGGCGCGCACGCGAUACAUGCUCUCCGUCAUAUGGUGGAGCGGCUGGUAAUAAGUGAAUGACCUUAUCGUGGCGGUGUAAUGUCUCACCGGUGAGGGAUUGGGGGGUUUUGGAGAUAAUAAAGCUUGACUCCCCCCCGUCUCUCGCCACUCUCACUGGGGACACCGGCCCUGAGCCCCGCACACUCUCUCUGCAUGCUCCACAGCGGGCAUCUGAACACCUGUAGCUGGGUAGUCUCCUACAAACUGGCCGCUCUGAUCCACGUGGAGCUCAUUAUUUUUCAUCGUGAAGAUCGGCGCGGUGCCGCGGUGCCGCUAUGCCAGUUUGGUGAACUUUUCUCAGCUCAGAGAUCCGUAGCUGCAGCCGCUGCUGGAGUUCAGGAUUCUGUUUAAGUUGUUGAGAAAGGUAUACAAAUGCUCUCCGUCCAGCCGGACACCAAGCCAAAAGGCUGUGCCGGCUGCAACCGGAAGAUCAAGGACCGCUACCUGCUGAAGGCCCUCGAUAAGUACUGGCACGAGGACUGCCUCAAGUGUGCCUGCUGUGACUGCAGGCUGGGCGAGGUGGGCUCCACGCUCUACACCAAAGCCAAUCUCAUCCUGUGCCGGAGAGACUACCUACGGUUGUUUGGUGUAACGGGGAACUGCGCAGCCUGCAGCAAACUAAUUCCAGCCUUCGAGAUGGUCAUGAGGGCCAAGGAGAACGUCUACCACCUGGACUGCUUCGCAUGCCAGCUCUGCAAUCAGAGGUUUUGUGUGGGAGACAAGUUUUUCCUGAAGAACAACAUGAUCCUGUGCCAGACAGACUACGAGGAGGGGCUGAUGAAGGAGGGCUAUGCUCCCCAGGUCCGCUGACCCUCGCAGGCCAACGAGAAGGAAGAGGAGGAGGAAGAGGAGUGGGAGAAAGAGAGAGACUGAAGGAGAGUUUGCAAUCACACAACAAAAAGCACUAUUGCCUCCUGUCCAGCUCCUGACCCCCACAUGUACAUAACUAAGCAAGCUUCCCUGGGAGGGGAGGGGACACACUCUGCUGUACAGAAUAGCCAUAGAGAUGCCAGUGUGGCAAGGAAAGGCCCUGGAAGCCUACAACAAACUACAAAUAUGAAAAAAAUAGUUGGGCCAUUUCUUUGUUUGUGACGGAUGCUGCCUCUUUCCUCCUGGCCAACAAACACCGGCCUCAGAGCGAUUUCAAACCAACAGCUGGUUUUUGGAAAGCAAAAAAAUUAACCCACCCAAAAGCAGUCUUGUCUCAUGUUAUCUGACAAGGACAGACAACUUCUACUUGAAUCUAAAACACACUGAGGUAUUGUCAAUCAAUGUAAUUUUGAGAUGAAGACCUUUUUACUGUAUGAUAUCAGAUUUAAAACACAGUGAAUGUAAAUGGAAGAUCGGUAAAAUGUUACGCUGAUGACUAAAUUGUUUAUUUGAGUGUGUGUGUGUGUGUGUGUGUGUGUGUGUGUGAGAGAGAGAGAGAGAGAGAGAGAGAGAGCAUGUUGAGGACUUAUCUGUCAUGCAGUCUUGAGGCUCGGUCUGGUCCAUGUAGUCCCUCAGUUUCCAAAAUUGGUCAGUAAUGAACAUGAACAGAUGAUCAAAGUUUGUUACAUAAUCAAUGCGUUUCUCUGGAUGGAUGGACUCACACAAGCGCGACAUAAAUAUAUUUGAGACCACUAUGUCAUUAGAAGACUGGUAACCCCCACCAGUGUCACAGUCUACUUUUUUGGUGGCACAUAUUAAACGUGUGAUUGCCUUUUUAUGUUAACCAAAAGUAAGCAGCAUUUAAAGCUGCACUGAUAAUUAUUUGUCUUUAUAUUAAU
Messenger RNA from Centropristis striata (black sea bass), 2004 nucleotides. RefSeq names its product LIM domain only 3 (gene lmo3). The record is from RefSeq and is a predicted model, not a curated record. The transcript is spliced from 4 exons. Lineage: Eukaryota; Metazoa; Chordata; Actinopteri; Perciformes; Serranidae. Gene Ontology annotation, cellular component: nucleus. Gene Ontology annotation, molecular function: DNA-binding transcription factor binding; transcription coactivator activity. Bases 608 to 1045 code for a protein of 145 amino acids. Gene Ontology annotation, biological process: positive regulation of transcription by RNA polymerase II.